Molecule: messenger RNA, 2285 nt
Organism: Toxorhynchites rutilus septentrionalis
Lineage: Eukaryota; Metazoa; Arthropoda; Insecta; Diptera; Culicidae
Product: NEDD8 ultimate buster 1-like
Exons: 5
Coding region: 172-2055 (627 amino acids)
Biological process (GO): regulation of ubiquitin-dependent protein catabolic process
Molecular function (GO): protein binding
Source: RefSeq, a predicted model, not a curated record
UCUUUCUUUACAUUUACUUCUUUUGUUUUGCUCUGUCAGUUUGUUUUGAUCUGAUCGGGAAAAAACACGAAUUCUACCAACAUCUUUGUCAUUGCGUAGUCAGCCAUCACAGUCCGAUUGAAUUUUCACGACGAUCAUCAGUCUAUCGUUAGCCACUCUGUGACCGUGAACAUGACGAACGAUUUGGAAGAAGAGAAUUAUGUGAUUCAAAUUCGUGCCAAACUCAACCAGCAGAAUGUGAAACUGUGGCAACUUCCAUACUAUAAUUCCCUAACCCGUGAGUACAACCAGCCAAAAAUUGAGAAACUGGCGAACUCAUUCCACGAGAAUCUGAAUAUUGCACUGGAAGACUGCUUGAGAACCAUUCGAAAGCUGCAGCAAAAUGCUUUAGAUAAACUUAACAGCAAGGACGAAUUCCUGAAAACUGGCGUGGCGACACUGAAGAUUCGAGCGCCCAGACAAGGUGCUGCUACUGAACUCUUUGAAGUGAAAAUAAAAACCUCCACCAGUGUACAGGAACUGAUGGUGAAGGUAGCACAAAGACUGGAAGUGGAUAUUCAAAGAAUAAAACUUGUGUGCACUGGUAAAGUGUUGCGUAGUGAACGGACGCUUUCCGAGCAGAAUGUCUCAAAUGGAUCCAUCAUUAUGGCCCUGGUCAUGGCUCAGACCGUAGACGACAUCCAGAAAGAGAAUAACGCAAUCGACCGCGUUCGUAGGAUACGAGCCGAUGCGGAGCUGAUUAUCAACGAUAAUGAACGAUCUGAUUUUCUGAGCUUAGAGGAUCAGGAUGGAAAUGCAUUGCAUCUACCUCAACACGAGAAGAAGGCGCUUCUGAUGGCACUGACUCUCAACGAGAAAGGAAAAGCAGCUUUGCGCAAAAAUAAUUUCGAAGAAGCUUUGCUGCUUUUUCUCGAGGCUGAUAGUGACUUCCGUAUGUGCAAUUCACAAUUUCUAACAGUGGUUGAUAAUUAUGCCUUGCUCAACCUCGAUAUUGUUUGGUGCUAUCUUUGUUUGAAGAAUCUUAACCAGUUGCCAGAUGCAGAGCAACGAAUACAUCUGGCUGAGAAAAAAUUACGCCAAAGUUAUGGCGACAAUUUGAACCGCGUCACUGCCAUUAAAGGAAAUCUGCAAUGCAACGAGAAAGCACUGCUUGCCAGACUUCAUCUGCUGAAAGCCGUCCUAUACUUCCACCAAAACAAACGCGAUGAUGCCAAAAUGAUGUUUAAAGUGGUUGAAACUGAGUUGCAGUCGCUGAAAAUAGACGAUCAAUGUUUGUCAACCCUGCUGGAGUGUGGUUUCGAAUUGUCCGAAUCUAGAAUAGCUCUACGAGCCACUUGCAAUUGCGUUGAAGCAGCAAUUGAAUUUAUCAACAAUCGAAGACAGAUGGUUGCUGAUAAUUCGAGCAAAUCGAAGCGCGAAAAACAGCUCUACAAAAACAUUGGCUAUAACAAUCCCGAUGGUAAUCGCAUCAAUAUGGAGCGACUGGAUCAGCUUGUCGAAAUGGGUUACAACGAAUCGUUGGCUGCAAUUGCUUUGAAAAAAGCAGGAAACGAUCUAAUGAAUGCCCUGAAUGAGCUUCAAACUAACGAAGCCGAUUUGAAACGUGAAUUGAUCGAUGCAACAAUCCCACCCAAAAAAUUGAUAGCCAAACUUGCCGAUCUGGGAUUUAAGAAGGAUGCGGCUCAAGCCGCUCUGAAGCAAACAAUAAAUAACUAUGAGGAGGCAGUCGAACUCCUCAUCAACGCUCGGAGAAGCGAAGAAAAUGAUACACCGGAUAGCCCAGUUGACGAACAAUCGCCGAGUACUUCUUCCUCUACUCGAAGCAUGACAACGGAUGAAACCAGUGGUGGCGAGUCGGAUGAAUGUCCGAAUUCUUUGUCGCCGGCGUGCAAAAGAUCAAAAUCCUCGCAGGACACGAAGGCCGAGAUGAUGGAAAUACUGUAUCAAAGUUUUUCGAAGGACAUGGAUACAAAUAGUGACACCUAUUUGGAUGUGCCACUAAUUGAAGAAGCGAAUAUUCUGAACGAAUAUAAAAAAAUGUUGAACAUGGAAUAGGGAAAAACAUAAAAGCUAACAACAUAGUGCCAUUAAAGAUUAGGCGACCUGGUGUGAAAUGUUGUAGAUUUGAAGAUUUUAUGUUGACCCUAUGAUCCUCUGUAGCCGAUCAUUGUUUUAAUUAUUUUAUUUUGGAGAUGAUGUUUAUUAUAUUUUUAUACCAGUGUCCGUGAAUCAAAAUUUACAACAAAAUUAUAUAUUACUCAUAAUAAAAGAUUUUUAUCGAAACA